Molecule: messenger RNA, 5271 nt
Organism: Melanaphis sacchari
Lineage: Eukaryota; Metazoa; Arthropoda; Insecta; Hemiptera; Aphididae
Exons: 1
Coding region: 1-5271 (1756 amino acids)
Biological process (GO): DNA integration; proteolysis
Molecular function (GO): aspartic-type endopeptidase activity; nucleic acid binding
Source: RefSeq, a predicted model, not a curated record
AUGCCACCAAAAAGGGAAGAUGAUCCGAAAACCGUUUUGACACGAGCGCGCGCUAAACGUGAUAUUGUUUUAAAGUCAAUCAAACGUAUGCACGUUACAGCAUUAGAGGCACGUUCUGAUAUCGGUAAGGUUCCUGCACUUAUUUCCCACGCCGAUGAUCUAAAUAAUCUCGUCGAACAAUUCCAACACCAUCAAAAUGUUAUUAUCGACGCCUUGCUUGAUUUGAACCGGUUUGCCGAAUUUGAACAGGAUGACGAUCCGUUGUUUACGUCCAUGGAUUCCAUGCGUCUAGAAAUCAAAACAAUACUCGCGAGUGUCGUUUCCACGAGUGCGUCCGAAAUUAAAUCGUCGUCAUCGUCGUCGAUCGCGUCCGCGCCACAACAAUUCGUUCCGUUACCGAAGAUUCAGCUGCCCAGCUUCAACGGUAGUUUAUUAGAGUGGCGAUCGUUCCGCGAUAUUUACGUAUCUCUCGUACACGAUAACACCGGCAUUGGUGAUGCCGAACGUUUUCAUUAUCUACUGUCGUGUUUAUCGGAUGACGCUCUCGCCGUUGUCAAAGCAAUACCGCUGUCCGCGAACAACUACGCCCUCGCUUGGGAAGCACUGUCCGUUCGGUUCGACAAUAAACGCCUGUUAGCGUCGGCACAUUUAGACAAGUUAUUCGCAUUUAAACCUAUUACACAUCAAUCGCUACCAGCUUUGACAUCAUUUAUCAACACAUUCAAAGAAAAUGUAGCUAUAAUUAAAGCGCUCGGUGUUAACGACCUUUCAAGUUUUUUAUUAUUCCACAUGGGUUCUCGAGUUCUCGAUCCGACCACGAUUCAAUUGUUCGAAUCCAAUGCGUCGAAUUCUACAAUUCCGACAUUCGACGAGUUAUUAAAUUUUGUACAACAACGGUGCAGAAUAUUAGAGAACGUAAAAAAUUCUACUAAACAAGAUAUUACCUUUAAACCGCAUGACAAGUCUAAGGCGCAGUCUCACAAAACGUUUGUUCCCAAAAAAUCCGUUUUUGCCGCUACUACGUCUACAUCGACCAAGUCGAAAUCGAGAGGUUGCCUGUCAUGUGAUAAGACUGACCACAAUAUCUAUCAAUGUCCGAAGUUCAACGAAAUGUCCGUUGACAAACGCCGAAAUGUUGUAUUGUCGCGCAAAUUGUGUUUCGCGUGCAUGAGUCCGUCGCACAUGCUUGACACCUGCUCGUCCAAAGGAGGGUGCCGCUCAUGCAGUAGUAAACGUCAUCACACCUUAUUACAUCGUGAACAAAAUCGAACGUCAACUACAGACAAUACGACUCCGAACACUACCUCGAUAUCGCAACCAACCACGUCGAGUGGGGGUUCUAGUUCACUUGUCGGUGCAGCCUGCACCAAUUCUACCGUCGUACUUGGUACGGCGAUUGUCCAUAUUAUAGACGCUUGGAAACGAGUACAGUGCGUACGGGUGCUGCUCGAUAGUGGCUCGCAGAUUUCGGCCGUGACUAGUGAUUGUGCCGCGCGGCUUGGAUUUUCGAAACGUCGUUAUAAGUCUGAUAUCGUUGGUCUCGCGCAAAAUCCUGUAUCCCACGUGCAAGGUGUAACUAGCUGUCAAUUUUCGUCACGUUUUAAAUCGGACUAUUUAUUCCCGUCCGUUGAAUUAGUUAUUUUAAAACAAAUUACCGCUGCCAUGCCGUCCACGCGGUUGCCGACAGCCGUGCGUCAACAGUACCAACACCUCCGUCUCGCGGACGACAAUUUCGACAUUCCGUCGCGCAUCGACGUUUUACUCGGCGCAGACAUUUUACCUAGUCUUAUUCGCCCACACGCGGGUGUGGAGCAGCAUCCGGGUUUACCAUCGGCCCUUGACACUCAACUUGGCUGGAUAAUUUUCGGCUCAUUCUCCACUCCGAGCAAGUCACCCCCAGUCACGCUGACCACCGCCAUCGCUCCGCCUUCAAUCGGAGAUUUGUUACAAAAGUUUUGGUUGGUCGAAGAACCCGCCGCACCUACGUCGCCCACCACGGAAGAUCAAUGGUGUGAAGAGUAUUUUACAAAAUCUACCUCGCGUGAUUCAACCGGUCGAUUUUGUGUCGCCCUGCCAUUUCGACAUCUAUUUACCAGCCCAAUUCAAGAUCAAGAUACACCGCGUCACGGUCUCGGAGACUCACGCUCUAUAGCGUUGAAACGAUUUUACAAUCUAGAACGACGGCUGGCUAAGGACUCCGCGUUGUACGCGGCUUACCGAAAGUUCAUGUCCACAUAUCGAACCCUAGGCCACAUGGUGCCGGCUCCAGAGCCUGGAAAAUAUUUUAUUCCGCAUCACGCUGUGCUCAAGGCCGACGGUGAUGUAUCCAAAAUACGCGUCGUGUUCGACGCUUCGUCUGCUUCGUCGUCCGGUCGAUCCUUGAACGAUAUAUUGUGCACCGGACCGAAAUUACAAGUCGAUCUACGCGACAUCCUACUUCGUUGCCGCAUGCACAGGUACAUUUUGUCCGCCGACAUCGUCAAAAUGUAUCGACAAAUUUUAAUUCGUCCAGAGGACCGGACAUACCAACAUAUCUUUUGGCGUGAUUCACCUAGCGACGAACUCGUUGAAUUUCAACUAUGCACCGUCACAUACGGCCUCAACUGCGCGCCGUAUCUAGCCAUACGCUGUUUACACGAGCUCGACAGCCAGGAUGGUCAUCGUUUUCCGCUGGCAAAAGACGUCCUCACUCGAGCCGCCUACGUCGACGACAUCGUUAUUGGCGCCGACACAGAAGAAUUACUAUUACGUCGGAAGAAGGACAUCAUCGGGUUAUUGCAGAGCGGCGCUUGUGCACUGAGCAAGUGGACCAGCAACAGUACCGCCGUCCUUAAGUCUGUUGCCCCCGAAGACCGAGUGCAAUCCAUGUCAUUUGAUCCGCGUGAUGAACAUUCCGUUAAAGUGCUCGGCCUGCACUGGGACACAAUUACCGACUGCUUCGCUUAUCAUACCAGCCUUCAACAAACCUCAUCCACGAAACGUCAGGUGUUAUCCAUCAUCGCGCGUUUGUUCGAUCCCAUCGGCGCCUUGGGCCCGAUGUUGUUGUGGGCAAAGUGCUUCAUGCAAUCAUUAUGGUGCAAUAAACUCGAAUGGGACGAUGUGAUGCCUGAUGAGCUACAAUCUUUGUGGCAGCAGUUUUGCAUGGAGUUGCCGCUCCUGUUCGAUUUCAGUCUGCCGCGUCACAUCGACGUCACUUGUUAUCAUGACAUUCAGCUGGUAGGCUUUGCAGACGCUUCAAUGAAGGGAUACGCGGCUACCAUUUAUCUCCGUUCUGUCAACGCGCCCGACGACAUAGCCGUUAAGUUCGUCACUUGUAAGACCAAGGUGGCCCCGUUGAAAGGCUCCACCGCUAACGAGCAACUGUCUAUACCCCGUCUGGAGUUGUGCGGGGCCCUAUUAUUGGCUCGGACGCUCAACCACGUUCACUCCGUGUUGUCAUGCGAAGUGCCGAUAUCCCGUCUGCGAGCAUGGUCAGAUUCGUCGGUCGUUUUGUCCUGGUUGACAUCGGAUCAAAAACAAUUCAAAAUUUUUGUUACCAACCGGGUAGCCCAAAUACGUCAGUUAUUACCGGACUGCACGUGGAACUACGUAUCAACUAACGAUAACCCCGCAGAUCCAGCGUCCCGCGGAUUGUUGCCAAAAGCCAUGUUGUCAUCAUCCAUUUACUGGAACGGUCCUGAGUUUUUACGGCUUCCUGAAGACCAGUGGCCCCAAUCCAAAUUUAUCCCGCUUGCCCCAGAACAGUUGCCAGAGAUCCGGCCGAAUGUCACCAUGACGUUGGCCGUCAAUGUUUAUCCGUCAUCGCUAGAAUUUAUUGAUCGAUUUUCGUCGCUCGCCAGAAUGCUGCGCGUAUUGUCCUACAUAUCGCGCUACUUGUGUCAUCGUCUUCGUCGACAACCUGUUCGCGUCGGUCCAAUCACGUUCGCCGAACGGGAAAAUGCAUUAUCCAUCGCCGUGCAACGCACACAACAACAUUAUUUUGCCGACUUACUAAAGAUGUUGAAAAUCAAAUCUGUGAUUUCGCCGCCUUCCCUGGCGCAGUUGGCACCCUAUGUAGACGAAAAGGGUAUCAUACGGGUUGGAGGCCGCCUGCGCUUCUCCGAUAUUAGUCAUGACGCAAAGCAUCCGAUAUUGUUGCCGCGGUCUUCGCAUCUCACUGAGUUAAUCAUCCGUCACUAUCAUUUGUCAUUUCUACACGGCGGACCAAAAUUAGUAAUGUCGAUGCUAAGCCAAAAAUUUUGGAUUUUGUCGGGUCGCGCUGCGAUUCGACGUGUCAUUUUUUCAUGCGUGCCGUGUACACGUCACAAAGCCGCCCGGCCGCAGCCGAUGAUGGCUGAUCUACCGUCCUUCCGGGUCCAGUCUCAUCGACCGUUUUCACACGUUGGAAUGGAUUACGGAGGGCCAUUCCUCGUAAAGGAACAUCGUCGUCGAAAUGCGCAAUCGGUCAAAAUUUAUCUCGCGCUAUUCAUUUGUAUGUCCGUCAAGGCAGUGCACCUUGAAAUCGUGUCGGACCUCAGCACAGACGCCUUCCUCGCGGCCCUGGACCGUUUCGUCGCCCGCCGUGGCAUUCCAUCCAAUAUUUAUUCGGACUGUGGUACGAACUACGUCGGCGCCGCGCGCCAGCUGAAAGCGUUAUUCCGCGAUACCAAGGUUCAAGACCAACUAUCGUCGCACUUGACUUGUACGUGGCACUUCAAUCCGCCUGCCGCGCCACAUUUUGGCGGUCUCUGGGAAGCGGGUAUCAAAAGUGUGAAAUUUCACUUGAAACGAGUGAUUGGCACUCAGAUACUCACCUAUGAAGAGUUCGAGACAUUGUGUGUCCGAGUCGAAGGAAUUCUAAAUUCGCGUCCACUCACUCCAGCUUCGAUGGACCCACACGACUGCACAGCUUUGACACCUGGACAUUUUCUCAUCGGACAGCCACUCUUAGCGGUACCGGAAGAGAACAUCACCGAGGCUCCUAUGAAUCGACUCACACGUUGGCAGCUCCUUCGACAAAUGCAUCAGUCAUUCUGGAAACGUUGGUCCCAGGAAUACCUGCAUACGCUGCAAGGUCGUCGGAAAUGGACCUCUACUCAGGACAAUCUAAAAGUAGACGAUCUAGUCAUUGUUGAGGCGCCAAAUCAACCUCCUUCCGUAUGGCGCAUGGGGCGCAUCACGGCGGUCCAUCCGGGUCCUGACGGUACGGUCCGUGUAGUUACGAUCAUCACCCAAGAUGGGGAGAUGAAGAGACCAGUGGUAAAAUUGGUUAAACUGCCAACCGAUAAAUAG